CCGGAAGUGGCUGCUGUUCAUUCAUUGAGAACACUUUGAGAGUUGUUUUUGAAUGAAUAUUUUAAAUGAACCCGUCAUUACUGUAGUGCAAAAUGCGAAGAAGAACCGAAGCCCCAGCAACAAGCAAAGAACAAGGCGAUGCUGAUAAAAAGGAUCAGGAUCAGCGACCACAAGGCCAAGCUGAAGCUAAAAGCAGACUCUCUUAUGGUUCUGUGCUCAUAAACAUUGGAAAGUGUCUCCUUUUAAUCAUCUUCAUUCCUCCAUUUCUCAACUAUGCUUCACUUCAGAGAGAGGGACAGAUGCUCAUCCCUGAAGAUGGCCAGAUGGUUGAUGUUGGUUUGGGUCAGAAGAUGCAUCUUUACUGCAAAGGACAAGGAAAACCAGUUGUUAUAUUAGAUGCACCAACUGGAAUGUCCUCAGACAUUUGGCUCUAUGUCCAGGAGAGUGUUGCCACGCUAACAAAGGUUUGCACCUAUGACAGAAUGGGACUGGGCUUCAGCAAACGGAUGAUGCAGAAUGAAACCACAGGAACUGAAAGAGCUUGGGGGAUGUCAACGACAGGACGGAUGGUGGAUGAUCUGCACCGACUCCUGCAGGCGACGGACGUAGCCAAACCCUUCAUCCUGGUCGGGUCUGAGCUGGGCGCGCUCAACGCCAGGUUCUACAGCCACAUUCAUGACGUGCAAGUGUCAGACCUGGUGCUGAUUGAUCCCAUCCCAGAGGACGUUUUUGAGGAGGACCAGUGGAGGGAGUACUGGUAUGGGAAGCUGUUGCCAUCGCUCCAAGCCAGGCAGUUUUCAGCCGCUACAGGGCUGAGUCGCAUGCUGAUUAUUCUGGGGGCGAUUGAACCGACUAUCAGAGGCGAAAAUGUCUCCGAGGAGGUCAUCCAACGCCAGAAAUACUUACUGAGUAACCCUGCCCAUCAGAGCAGUGCUGUGGAUGAGCAUUACUUUCUGAAUGAAAGUGUUGCUCAAGUACGAGACAUCACAAAGUUUAAGCCCCUCUCCAGCAGGACGUCAGUGAGCGUGAUCACUGGAGAUUGUUUUGACCAAGAAAUACCAGAACACCUGAACCAGAUGGUAGCUAAGCUUCAAAAGAAGUUUCUGGAGGAUUCCUACCCAUCAGCCAAUCAUAUUCACAUAAAAGGAGCAGACCGGCGAAUGAUCUACAAGAAGCCAUCUGCCAUCAGCCAGCACCUGAGGAAGCUAGUCAACCAACGACAAGCCAAACGGCGGAGCGAAUGACCCACACUCCAAUGAGACCCCAGCAAAAUAAUUGUUCAGUAUGUUGAAAAUAGCGUCUAAAAAUGUAGAAUUUUUUUUUUUUUUCUCAGUCUUUUAAAUUUUCUAUCCGGUAAAAUCCAAUGAUGGUCUGUUUUAACAUGUUUUUCCAGCGGUCUGUUUUGUUGGAGACGUUGUAGGUGACGAUAACUGGAGAGGAUUCAGUCUGAUGAAAAAACUGCAGUGUCUUAAGAUUCAACCAAUCUCAUCUGCGAGGUGGUUCACUUCAUUUACCAGGUUGGCAAGUGCUAAAAAUGAAUACAUUAGUCCUUAUCAAUGUAAAUGUCACACGUCACUGCUCAACCCUAUACUUUUUAUUUCACGCAGCUCUGUGUUAAUACUCCACCAUGUUACAGCUAUGGGGAGAGUUCCGAACCAGACUCAGACCUCUGCUCACGGACUCACGUUGAGUCCAUUAAUAUUAUACAUAACAGACAGAUGAGUGUGGCUUACCGCGUUAAUUUAGCAUUUUGUAAAUAAUAAAACAUUACGUUCUCUUGGGAGACUGUGCUGCGCUUACUGCCAUGGAAAACAUUAGCUGUUAUGAUUAGGAUAAAUGUAAAAGAAAGACCAGACAGCAUUGGUUUAUCCUGAGGAUUUAAGUUUAAUUAUGACACCACAUCAAAAUAAAAAUUUCCAACAGAUCUGGAAUUUAAUUCCAUCCAUAUACAUGCAUAGCAACAACGUUUUAAGAAACAUUUUCUCCCAUAAUCAGGACAUUGGAAUGAUCAUUUUACAUCAGUAUCCCCACUGACCUCCCACCCAUCUUGUUCAUCAGCAAUAAACUUAAUUCUUGUACAACUUCUUUUUUUCCCUAUGGGGUUACAAAUAAUUAUAUGCACAGUCCCCAUUUCAUAAUACUGCUUUCAGUAAUGUUCCCUCAUUUACAAAGUAUUGCAUUGAGAGCAAAUUUCAAAAAGGGAGACCAAAGUGUAUCAUCAAACAGAAAUACAAGUACUAUACAAGAAUGCUGCCAUCCUCAUGAAAACAUCCACAUCUGAGUUGAAGAAAAGAGACAGGGACAAACAGCCACAUAUGUAUGCAAAGCCAUGUGUAUAUGCCAGAAUGUGAAAUGCAGGGUUGUGCCUGGUUAUCACCUCCAAAUGGUGACUUUUAAGGCUAACAAGUCAUUAGUAGCAAUCUGCAAGUGACAUUUUAGGCAUAUACAGAAACUGGUACAGCAAAUAAGAAUACACAAGUGCCUCAGUAGCUAUUUUUGUGUCUAAAAUGCAUCUCAUUUUUGUAUUGUCUAUUGUUUCAUUGAGCCUACAUUACAGUGUAAACAAUAUGUGUGCUACACAAGAAUGACUAUACAAUAACAUUACAAACAACUCUGAUAUAAAUUUCAUUUUGAAUUUAAAUUAAGAUCACUACUCCUAUUAAUACUGAUUGUAAAAUAAAUUAAUGUGAAAGUGGCA
Sphaeramia orbicularis (orbiculate cardinalfish) is the source of this 2698-nucleotide messenger RNA. RefSeq lists its product as uncharacterized. The coding region runs from base 93 to 1244 and encodes 383 amino acids. The transcript is spliced from 11 exons. The record is from RefSeq and is a predicted model, not a curated record. NCBI's taxonomy places the organism in Eukaryota, Metazoa, Chordata, Actinopteri, Kurtiformes, Apogonidae.